Messenger RNA from Schistosoma turkestanicum, 906 nucleotides. The record is from the annotation of a GenBank genome assembly. Lineage: Eukaryota; Metazoa; Platyhelminthes; Trematoda; Strigeidida; Schistosomatidae.
GCAAAAUAUAUUUAAUGUGAUAUGUUAUCGUGCGGCGCAGGUCCUUCGAGAAGUAAUUCAUACUAUUUAACUGUCGACAGUCUAAGACAAGGGAGAGUAGUCGGCCAGUUUGACAAAAAGUUCAUUAUGCUAGUCUCGAAUGUUCGUAAUCACAGUCAGAGUUCUGAAGAACUGUCCUCCCAGCCUCCAGAUAACGGAAGCAAAGAAUCCUAUAUCAUUGCAGUUGACCAACAUGCUGCCCACGAGAGAAUACUACUUGAAUGCUUUGAGAAAGAGUGCCUGAAUUAUUUCGAAAUUUUAUCAAGUAAAGAAGACCAUGAAAUACGAUUUUCCAAGAAAACUUCGUUAAGACUGUCCAAGCAAUCCGUUCCUGAUAUUUUCGACUUGAUAAAACAUGAACCAGCCAAGUUACGUCUAUUGCUGAAGUAUGGGUUUUCGGCUGUAUUUCACUGUAGCGCUUUGGAGCAGAGUAUUCUCGUUACUAUGAUCCCUCGAGUAAUUCCUGAAAAUCAUUUGUCGGAAAAUCUUUUUAAACAAGUCAUCAUAAGCUGUCUUCGACCUAUACUUGUAAAUACAGAAGAGCCAAAGUCAACGAUCAUACAACAUAUCAUGCAAGCAAUUCAUCCUCUUUUAGAAAGUCGAGCUUGUCAUCAAGCAAUUCGUUUUGGAAAUAAACUUAACAAAAUACAAAUGAAAAAACUUAUAAUUGAACUUUCAAAAUGUCGUAUACCUUUUCAAUGUGCACAUGGACGUCCAACAUGUACUAUAAUUACAAUGAUUAACAUUAAAAGACAUAAUUAGAUAUUUUUUCUAUAUAUAUACAAACAUUUUCAAUACUUAAAAGUUAAUGUGUUCGAAUAAAAUGUACACUGUGUUAUAAUAAAUUGUCUAGUUUUAAUCUGUACA